Messenger RNA from Adineta ricciae, 747 nucleotides. The record is from the annotation of a GenBank genome assembly. NCBI's taxonomy places the organism in Eukaryota, Metazoa, Rotifera, Eurotatoria, Adinetida, Adinetidae.
AUGAUGAGUAUGGACGUCAAACAACGUAUUUGUGGUAUUGUCGGAGGUUUGGCCUAUGUUUCCACAGCAGAAUAUUAUAAUCAAAUGAACCAAUUGGUUGGGAAAUCGUUGCCAGGUCAUGGAAGUCGAAUUCAUAUCGUAUCAUUGGAUAUCUUUGAAUAUGUCGAUUUAUUGAAUAAAAGUCAAUGGACUGCUGUAGCUGAAUUCAUUCUCGAAGGUAUUCAUCAGUUGGUUAAAAGCGGUGUUGAUUUCGUGCUUAUCUGUUCUAAUACCGUACCACGAAUCGUUGAAUAUUACCCUAAUUUAGUUUUGCUUCAUAUCAGUGAUGCAGUUGCAUUUGCAAUUAAAGAAAAAAAGCUGAAAAAAAUUGGAUUUUUGGGAACAAAGUUUAGUAUGACGUCGGAUAGUUGCGUAGUGAAACGAUUAGUUGAUCAUCAGUUAGAAAUCGUCUUUCCACCUGCGGAUGAAAUGGAUCGUUUACAUCAAAUUAUCCUCGAUGAAUUAUCAAACAACAUUUUCACGAAAAAAUCAGUCGAGUUUUACGUCAAAUCAAUCCAACGUCUUUCUGAUGAACAACAGGUUGAAGGUGUGGUACUUGGGUGUACUGAAAUUCCUUUAUUAGUCAAACAAUCGGAUAUCCCGCAUGUGCCUUUAUUUGAUUCAUCGCAAUUGCAUAUUCAACUGGCAGUUGAUUAUCAGCUCGGUCGAUACGAUUUUCAAUCAUUUUUGCCAUCGAAAACUGGUUAA